AUGGAAGUUAACCAUGGAUGUUGGAUAAGAUUAUCAAAAUCAUGGAAAAAUAUAGGGAAAAUUUUAGAUGAAAACGUUGCAAACAACAAGGUGGGAAAGUACUUUAAAUUGGAAGAAAGAAAGAGUUGUUUUACAAGAGAAUUAAGGGCAGCCACCACAACUUUUCUUUCUAUGGCGUAUGUUAUCACAGUUAUCUCAACCGUGCUCUCGGGCACGGGCGGGACAUGCUCGGGCCAAGAUGGGCCCGCCUUUGAGAAUUGUGUUGCAUUGGUUAAAAGUGACUUGAUUGUGGCCAUUUCAUUAGUCUCAUUAUUGGGAUGUUUUUCUAUGGGCCUAUUGGCCAAUCUCCCUUUUGGAUUAGCCCCCGGAACAGGCCAAACCAUGUAUAUGGCCUACACCUUAGUUGGGCUUCACGGGUCUGGGACCGGGUCUAUGUCAUACUCAAAUGCAUUGGGCCUUUGGAUGGUUGAGGCAUUGGUCUUUUUAGUGAUCUCAGGAACCGGGCUUCGGGCCAAAUUGGGUCGGUUCAUCCCGCCGGCUAUUCGGCUUGCAUGUGGCAUAGGAAUUGGGCUUUUCAUGGCUUUUGUUGGGCUUCAAUCUGAACAAGGUGUGGGCCUAAUUGAACCUAGUCUAACUUCAAUAGUACAAAUCAAAGACAUGAAAAGCCCAACAUUAUGGUUGGGCAUUUUUGGGUUUUUGAUCAUGGGUAUUGGAUUAGCCCAUAAUGUACAGGGUAGUAUGAUAUAUGGCAUUCUCUUUGUGACCAUAAUCUCAUGGUUUAGGAACACCCCAAUGACAUACUUCCCAAAGACACAAUUAGGAGAAACAAGGUAUAAAUACUUUAAAAAAGUUGUAGAUUUCCACAAAAUACACAAAAUAGCAGGCAAAAUAAGCUUCACAUCCUUUAAAAAAGGGACUACUUGGGUAUCACUUAUAACAUUACUAUACAUAGACAUACUAGCAACCACAGCAACACUAUACACCUUAGCUGAAAUCGGAGAAUUCAUAAACGAAAAAGGAACAUUCGAGAACGAAUACAUAGCCUACAUGAUAGACGCCUCAGUAACAAUUUUGGGUUCGGCACUUGGAGUCCCUCCGAUCGCAACAUACGCAGAGUCAGCCACAGGGAUUAAGGAAGGCGGACGAACAGGCCUAACAGCAGUGAUCAUAGGGUUAUAUUUUUCACUAUCCUUAUUUUUUGCACCCUUAUUGUCUAAUGUGCCUCCAUGGGCAAUAGGCCCUUCUUUGGUUAUGGUUGGUGCUAUUAUGAUGAAGCUAGCUAAGGACAUUAAUUGGGGUAAUAUUAAAGAGGCAAUUCCUGCUUUCAUUACCAUAAUUUUGAUGCCGUUAACUUCUUCAAUACCUAAUGGGAUCAUUGGAGGGAUUGUGGUUUAUGUUGUUCUUCACUUUUAUGAUUGGAUUGGUUGGGUAGUUAAGUUAGUUUUUAAGCUUAUUAAGAAGAAUUCUAAAGGAAAAGAUGAUGAUGGACUUAAUAACACAGAUAUAAAUCCUUGA
Amaranthus tricolor (Joseph's coat) is the source of this 1515-nucleotide messenger RNA. RefSeq names its product adenine/guanine permease AZG2-like. NCBI's taxonomy places the organism in Eukaryota, Viridiplantae, Streptophyta, Magnoliopsida, Caryophyllales, Amaranthaceae. The transcript has a single exon. The record is from RefSeq and is a predicted model, not a curated record. Gene Ontology annotation, molecular function: purine nucleobase transmembrane transporter activity. Gene Ontology annotation, biological process: transmembrane transport. Bases 1 to 1515 code for a protein of 504 amino acids. Gene Ontology annotation, cellular component: plasma membrane.